Molecule: messenger RNA, 1767 nt
Organism: Hypanus sabinus (Atlantic stingray)
Lineage: Eukaryota; Metazoa; Chordata; Chondrichthyes; Myliobatiformes; Dasyatidae
Gene: tango2
Product: transport and golgi organization 2 homolog (Drosophila)
Exons: 7
Coding region: 195-833 (212 amino acids)
Biological process (GO): protein secretion; Golgi organization
Cellular component (GO): Golgi apparatus
Source: RefSeq, a predicted model, not a curated record
CUUCGAUGUCAUCGAGGCCUUUUCCACCUAUAGCGGUGUAGCUUGCUGGGCCUUUGCACUGCGUCCAAGUAUUCCUUGCGGGAUUCUGAGGAAAUUGGUCAGCCAAGUGUGUGCGAUAAUCAGGACAACACCCCUGUUCCGGUCACCUUGGUUCAUCUCAGGCUUUGAAGAACUGAAGUUAAUUCGAGGUCUCCAUGUGUAUCAUCUUCUUCCACUUCAAUCCAAACUCAUCUUUUGCGUACAGGUUAGUCCUGGCAGCAAACAGAGAUGAAUUUUAUUCCAGACCAUCAAAGCCAGCAGAGUUCUGGACAAACAACCACAACAUCUUAAGCGGGCUGGAUAUGGAAAAAGGGAAAGAAGGAGGAACAUGGUUGGGUAUAAGCAAGAAAGGCAAAUGUGCCGCACUGACCAAUUAUCUUCAACCCCCUAGCAACAUGGAGGGACUUGGCAGAGGUACUUAUGGGCUUUGCAACAGUCUUCUUGAGACCCCAUGGAAGAAACUUGUUCACGGGAAAAAGCUUUUCACAGAAACCAUUCAGAAAAGCCGUUCACUUUCUCCAAAGAACUUGACGCAAGAACUCCUCAAUGUGAUGAGUAAUGAAGAAAACCAAUUGCCAGCUGCUGAUAUCGAGGAACAGGGUCAGGACUACAUCCGUCCGAUUUUAAAGGAGUUCUCAGCGUUGUUCAUUCGCACUCCCUUAUAUGGCACUCGGACAAGCACCGUCAUCCUUGUCGACGCUGAAGGGCAUGUAACCUUCACAGAGCGUUGCCUGCUCAAGCCAAGCACCAGCCAAUGGAAGCUCAGCUCCCACGAGUUUGAUCUUCAGAUGUGACGACUUUCCACCCAGCACACAAUGGAAAAGAAAGGAACUGGAAAUAAAGUUGACUGGAAAUGAAAGCAUAUUUUGGAGAACAUGCAGGUUUCUUGGACACUGUAAAUAGUUGAUUGAGACAUACCACAUCCUAGCAACUACCUUGAUUUCAAAGAGGCUUUGCUACUCAGUAUUCUGUGCAAUGUCUGGUGUUUUUUUUUGUGUGAGCGUACAUUUCCACAAAUAUAUUUCAAUGUGUAUGUGGCUGUGGCUUUGUGUGAGCGUGUGUCCCUGGGUGUUUCUGAGAGUGCAGUUGUGUCUGCAUGGCUGGAUGAAUGUGUGCAUCUGGAAAACUUUUCCUCUGGCUUGGUUAAUUAUUCAAUGGAAUUGCAUUCUUAGCAAUAUACAAAGUGAUGUUUUGUUCUAUUUGAAUAAGAAUAAUCUACUGAGUAUUACUAAUGCUUGAGUAUUGAAUAUCUAUUGAGUAUUACUAAUGCUUGAGUAUUGAACAUCUGAGUAUUACUAAUGCUUGAGUAUUGAAUAUCUAUUGAGUAUUACUAAUGCUUGAGUAUUGAACAUCUGAGUAUUACUAAUGCUUGAGUAUUGAAUAUCUACUGAGUAUUACUUAUUUGUCUGUCAAAUGCAGAUUGAUCAACUGAGAAUAUUUGGAAAAUAUGUACAAUUUUCUUCCUCAUCUUGUUUUAGUUAUGAACUUUCCUCCAUCUCGUUUGGAGGGAUUCAUAAUGUUUUGAGUACAAACAGAAAAUGCUGGAACACUUAACAACACCCUGAAGCAUCAACUCUGUUUCAUUGCCUACAGAUGCUGCCUGGACCUGCAAGUUUUUGCAGCAAUUUCUCUUUUUGUCUCAGAUUUUCAGCAUUUGCACUCUUAUAGAGGCAAGAGAAUCUGCAGAUGCUGGAAAUCCAGAAUAACACACACACACAAAAUGUUGGA